This is a messenger RNA of Oreochromis niloticus (Nile tilapia), 6582 nucleotides long. It is a transcript of the gene atp8b4, whose product is annotated as ATPase phospholipid transporting 8B4. Gene Ontology annotation, cellular component: trans-Golgi network; plasma membrane. The record is from RefSeq and is a predicted model, not a curated record. Bases 447 to 4088 code for a protein of 1213 amino acids. Gene Ontology annotation, molecular function: ATP binding; ATPase-coupled intramembrane lipid carrier activity; magnesium ion binding. Gene Ontology annotation, biological process: phospholipid translocation; Golgi organization. The transcript has 29 exons. NCBI's taxonomy places the organism in Eukaryota, Metazoa, Chordata, Actinopteri, Cichliformes, Cichlidae.
UUAAACAAUAAUAGCACUUAUUAUUGUUGGCUUAGUUUGGAGACAGGUUGUUACCUUCCUGUUUAGCUCUUUUUCACUUGGUUGCCAGGGUGACACGUCUGAAAAGCGUAGCCUACCUGCUCCACACAGUAAACAUACUUCUUUUUUUUCUGUUUCGUGUUUUGCCAAGAGACCGGGCUGAGUAAGAGGGGGGGGGGGGAAGAGGUGUUCAUUGCAGCACACUCACACUCACUCACUUCCACUUCUCCCAGAAGAAGAGGGCUGCAGCUUCAUCACCAUGUCGCGGCUCUCGGAAGAGGGCGACAGGGUCCGCUGCGAAGAAAUCAGCGGAAGGCGCUACUUGAAAUAAAUGGUCGCCGGUAAAUGACAGGAUACAUGGAGAUAACACAAGUCUGCGCCUGUGAGAAAUCUGUGCAAGGGAAACCCUCGGGAGGUCCCAGGAGAAGAUGGAGGCAUUCUGGAGAAGAAAACCUCAUGUUGAGAAAGAGCGCCGUGUGAAAGCCAACGCGUGGGACUACAAUGACAGGUUCUCUUAUGCCGAUAAUCGCAUCAAAACCUCAAAGUACAAUAUCUUCACCUUCCUGCCCAUCAACUUGUUUGAGCAGUUCCAGAGGGUGGCAAACGCUUACUUCUCAGUGCUCUUAAUACUGCAGUUAAUUCCAGAAAUAUCCUCCCUGUCCUGGUUCACAACCAUCGUGCCUUUGGUGUUUGUGCUUGUGAUCACGGCUGUUAAGGACGCCACAGAUGACUAUUUCCGAUACAAGAGCGACCAACAAGUCAACAACCGGCAGUCACAGGUUCUCAUCAGAGGAAGUUUGCAGAAUGAAAAAUGGAUGAAUGUUCGAGUAGGGGAUAUCAUCAAACUAGAGAACAAUCAGUUUGUUGCUGCAGACAUCCUCCUUCUCUGUAGCAGUGAGCCUUAUGGUCUGUGCUAUGUUGAGACUGCAGAGCUAGAUGGAGAGACCAAUCUAAAAGUCCGCCAGGCUUUAACCGUUACCUCAGAUUUGGGAGACAUUUCUAAACUGAUGGACUUUGAUGGAGAAGUCAUUUGUGAGCCUCCAAACAACAAGCUGGAUAGGUUUACUGGAACAUUAUACUGGAAAGGCAAUAAAUAUCCUCUGGAUAAUGAAAAAAUGCUUCUGCGGGGCUGUGUACUCAGAAACACUGAGUGGUGCUUUGGAAUGGUCAUAUUUGCUGGCUCACAAACCAAACUGAUGCAGAACUGUGGAAGGACGAAACUGAAAAGGACCAGUAUUGACAAACUCAUGAACACUCUGGUUUUGUGGAUUUUUGCCUUCCUUAUUUGUAUGGGAGUUGUUUUGGCAAUUGGACACACUAUUUGGGAGACGUAUGUUGGCACAAACUUCAGAGUGUUUUUGCCGUGGGACACGUUCCAGAUUAGCGCUGUGUUCUCUGGAUUCCUCACCUUCUGGUCCUACAUCAUCAUCCUCAACACUGUUGUGCCCAUCUCGCUGUAUGUCAGUGUGGAAGUCCUGCGACUUGGUCACAGUUACUUCAUUAACUGGGACCGGAAGAUGUACCACAGCCCGAUGGGCACUGCAGCCGAAGCUCGCACCACCACCCUGAAUGAGGAGCUGGGCCAAGUGGAGUUCAUCUUCUCUGACAAGACAGGCACCCUGACCCAGAACAUCAUGGUCUUCAGCAAGUGCUCCAUUAAUGGACAGAUGUAUGGUGAUGUCUACGAUGAAUUUGACCAGAAGGUGGAAAUUACAGAGAAAACAGCCUGCGUGGAUUUUUCCUUCAACCCUCUCUGCGACAGAAGGUUCAAGUUUUUCGACAGCAGCUUGGUCGAAGCCAUCAAAAUGGAGGAUCCUGCAGUGCAGGAGUUUUUCAGGCUGCUGGCCUUGUGUCACACUGUCAUGCCAGAGGAGAAGAGCGAAGGAAAUUUGGUGUACCAGGCACAGUCACCUGAUGAGGGAGCACUGGUCACUGCGGCGCGAAACUUUGGGUUUGUCUUCCGGGCGCGAACCCCAGAAACCGUCACACUGUGUGAGAUGGGACGAACCGUCACCUACCAGCUUCUGGCCAUACUGGACUUCAACAACGUGCGCAAGAGAAUGAGUGUCAUUGUGAGAAGCCCAGAAGGCCAGAUUAAACUCUACUCCAAAGGCGCUGACACGAUUAUUUUUGAACGUCUGGAUCCAUCCAGUGAAAACCUUAUGUACACUACCUCAGAACACCUCAGUGAAUUUGCUGGGGAAGGGCUUCGAACAUUAGCUCUGGCCUACAAAGACCUCGAUGAAGAUUAUUUUAAAGUUUGGAUGAAGAGGCUUCUCUUUGCCAGCACUGUAAUAGAGAAUCGUGAAGAUCAGCUUGCUGUCCUUUACGACGAGAUCGAACUGGGCAUGAAGCUUCUAGGAGCCACGGCAAUUGAAGACAAACUUCAGGAGGGAGUUCCAGAGACCAUCGCCUGCCUAAAUCUAGCUGACAUUAAAAUCUGGGUCCUUACAGGGGACAAACUAGAGACAGCAAUGAACAUUGGGUACUCCUGCAACAUGCUGCGAGAUGACAUGAAUGAGGUGUUUGUUAUCUCCGGCCACUCCCUGCAGGAUGUGCAGCAGCAGCUCAGGAGCGCCAAAGAGCACAUCCUCGGCCUGAGUCGCGUGAGCAGUGCAGGACAUGUUGAGAAGACUGAUGCGUUUGCAGAUGAUUCUGUGUUUGAAGAAGCUAUAAUUGCAGAGUAUGCCUUAGUUAUCAAUGGACACAGUCUGGCUCACGUUCUGGAGCCCCAGCUGGAGCACAUCCUGUUGGAUUUGGCCUGUCUAUGUAAAACGGUGAUCUGCUGCCGGGUAACGCCAAUGCAGAAAGCUCAGGUGGUGGAGCUGGUAAAGAGGCACAAGAGAGCUGUCACCUUGGCCAUAGGAGAUGGAGCCAAUGAUGUCAGCAUGAUCAAGACUGCUCACAUCGGUGUUGGGAUCAGCGGACAGGAGGGGAUGCAGGCUGUUCUGGCCUCAGAUUACUCCUUUGCCCAGUUCCGGUACCUGCAGAGGCUCUUGCUGGUUCACGGACGCUGGUCUUACUUCCGCAUGUGUAAUUUUCUGGGAUAUUUCUUCUACAAGAACUUCGCCUUCACCCUGGUGCACUUCUGGUACGGUUUCUUCUGCGGCUUCUCAGCUCAGACUGUGUAUGACCAGUGGUUCAUCACCCUCUUCAACAUUGUCUACACAUCGCUGCCAGUACUAGCAAUGGGACUGUUUGAUCAGGAUGUCAAUGACCAGAACAGCCUUCGCUACCCAAGUCUGUACAAACCCGGCCAGCAAAACCUUCUCUUCAACAAGCGUCAGUUUUUCCUGUGCACACUGCAGGGGAUGGCCACGUCAUUCCUGCUUUUCUUCAUUCCCUACGGGGCUUUCCCUCUCAUGGUGAAAGAAGACGGCUCCCCCUUUUCAGACCAACAGGCGUUUGCCGUCACCAUAGCAACGUCCUUGGUCAUUGUUGUAAGUGUUCAGAUCGGACUCGACACGCACUACUGGACUGCAGUCAAUCACCUCUUCAUAUGGGGGAGCCUGAUGGUGUACUUUGCCAUAUUAUUUGCAAUGCAGAGCGACGGCUUGUUUGGCAUUUUUCCGAGCAGUUUCCCAUUUAUCGGCACGGCUCGUAACUGUCUGUCAGAGAAGAGUGUGUGGUUGGUUGUUCUGCUCACCACUGUGGUGUGUGUUAUGCCUGGCUUAGUCGUCAGGUUCCUCAGAGUGGAUCUCUUCCCGACGUUGACAGACAAGGUUCGUCGUCUCCAACAGUCCAGGAAGAAACAAGGACCUCAGGAACAGAACCUGAGGCGAGUACGCAGGACAAGCUCCCGCCGCUCUGCCUACGCCUUCUCCCACCAACAGGGCUUCGGCGAGCUGAUUACCUCAGGCAAAAACAUAAGGAGGAGCACAGUCUCUUCACUUUGCUCUCCCGAAAGAAUAGCACAAAGCCACAGCUCCAGCUGGAUAGAAAACAUGUUAAAGAGGAAGAAUGAAGUUUCCUGUGCCUCACCUGAAAGUGAAGGUGGAGCACCAAAAAGCGGCAACAGAGCAAUACAGACUCGAAGCAAAAAAAGCACGCAGACUGAACUCGACAUUUAAGACACUGCAUACAGUAAAGGGUACCGUAUGCAUGGAUCCUACAGACCAAGCACAAUUCUGAGUGAAUCUUUGCUCAAAUCAGCUACACAAAUGUACCUCAGUUAUUUUUGUUGUUGUUGUUUUUUUUUUAAAAAGUGCGAGUUAUGCGGACACUGAAUGUUAUAAAUGCCAGCCAAAACAUAAUUAAACGAGGGAACCAUUCCCGAAUGAACAAAGAAAUUGGCAAACCCUCACUCUGACAGCAUAGGUUAUUUUUCAUGACAAUAUUUGCAUGAAUUGCAAAAGUUAAAGAAACAUUUAUCGUUGCUCAGAAAUAAUCCAGUUUGACCUUAGUUUUGUACCAUUAUAAUGGCAUGGCCUCUUCUGAUUAAUAAAGACGUUUCAGUACUUUUAGCUGUUACAAAACAAACCUUUGUGCAAUAAAAACAAACGCAGUUCCCAAAAAAGUCAGAACGAUGUAUAAAAUGUAAACAACGGCAGAAUGGCAAUCAUUUGCAAAUCUCACACCCAUAGUGUAUUCACAAUACACCACAGAAAACUUAGCAGAUGUUUAAACUCAGGAAACAUUUGAAGAAAAACAUUUGAUUUUAAAUUUGAUGCCAUCAACACAUCUCAAAAAAGCUGGGACAUGGCCAUGUUUAUCACAAUAUAGCAUCUGUCCUUAAACAUCUGGGAACUAAAGCUGCUGAACUUUUGGGUUUAAUAUAUCCCAGAGGAGACGGCAGCGUUUCUAGAUCGUGUUCGCAUUUGUCGAUGGACCAGUGAACUGUCUUCUCACACAAUGAUUUCUGAAACUGUGCAGUGAUUUCUGUGGCAGAAUUUUUGGCCUCACCCCCUGAGCACAGAGAUUUCUCCAGAUUCUCUGGAUCUUUUGAUGAUAUAAUGUACUGUAUAGAUUAGACAUUCAAAGUCUUUGCAAUAUUACAUCGAGGAACAUUAUCCUGAAAAUUUUCCACAAUUUGUAUACAGUUUUUUUCAUAUCCAAUCAUCUUACUCAGCCUAAUUAGCUGUUGCCCAACUUUUCUGAAAUAUGUUGCUGUCAUCAAAUUGAAAUUGAAACAAUAUUUCUCAUCAAAUAGUAAAAUGUCUCAGUUUAAUCAUUUGACAUGCUUUCUAGGUUUUAUCGUGUGGGUUUGAGAUUCGCAGAUCAUCGCAUUUUGUUUUUAUUUACAUCUUACACAGUGCCCCAAUGCCCCAACUCUUUUAGGGCCGGGCUCGUAAAUUACAAAAGGGAAGAUCGCCCUGGCCACAAGUACAAAAUGCACCAUCUUUAAAAACUAUGCACUGAAACACACUUUCUUCUUAACAUACAUCCAAAGUGCUAAAAAAUAAGUAUUGUAAAUACUGAAGUAAUGCUGCUGAAUAGGAUGGUAAGCACAAUUAAUUACAGAUUUUAAACGUUUAAUACAUUUUACAGUUUGUGGCAUACAGCAUACCACAAUGACACUGCUCUGAGAUCCAUUGCCCUGUGCUGUGCCUUUAAUAGUUUCUGUUAAAGACAGCUCUCUUCUAUUUAAUAUGUCAUCUCUGAUUUGGCCUGAGUAUAUUUAAGGACAAAGUAAAACUGGAAUGCAUGGCUUGAGUAAGACAUAAGAAAAUAAGUGAGGUUUGAUCAUACAUCGAAGAAGUGGAUAAGUUUUACAUUUAAAAAUUACUUAAACCAUCCCAGUUUUUUGAAGUAGAUAAUUGUUCAUAAAAGAGAUGCAAACACAGGGCAGGUAAAAUAUGAUAUAAUAAAGGCUUUUGAGCGUUUUGCCAUUGAUGGAUUCAUAAGGAAAGAAUGAGAUAUACCCCUAGCUGAAAACCCUCACAUAGUGGUGUUCUUCUUUCAACUGCUUUCAUUAGGGGUCCAUCUCAGCCUAUCUUCCUCUGUCACACCAACCUCUCUGCAUGUCCUCCUCCACCACAUCCAUGAACCUCCUUCCUCUUCUCCUCCUGCCUGGCAGCUUCAUAUUAUAAAAUAACCACUCUCUCCUCCACAUCUCCAAACCAUCUCUUGCCUCUCUCACAAACUUAUUUGGAUUUGUAUUUUAACCAUUUACUUGCUUCAUACUUAAUUUUUAUUAUCAUUUUACAUGAAUAACAUGUAAAAGGGGCCACUCUUAUGUACUACGAAACUAAAAAAUGCCCCCCCCCCCAACACACACACUUCUUUGGAAUAUGAUGCAUAGACCUCUAAGCCUCCAACAAUCAAUGCUCUUUUAUGAAGUAAAAAAUAUUACUGUGCAGAAGUUGACAUCCAGCAUUUGAGCCUUUUGAAUGUCUUUAAUACACUACAACCCCAACACUCUGCGUUUCCAUUAAUGCACAUGGAGAGAAGUUUUUUUUUUUUGCCUUUUAAUGUUAGUGUCUGAAAUUUUAAUUUAGAUGAAUUUUAUACAGCACAAGUUUGUUUUUGUUGCUGUUUUUCUUACAUUUGCUGUCUUUUUGUUUAUGAGAGAAAUGUGCAGACAGACAAUGACUUCUCAACAAAAUCUUUCAUUAUAAUAAAAAA